Molecule: messenger RNA, 429 nt
Organism: Toxoplasma gondii ME49
Lineage: Eukaryota; Apicomplexa; Conoidasida; Eucoccidiorida; Sarcocystidae
Exons: 2
Coding region: 1-429 (142 amino acids)
Source: RefSeq, a predicted model, not a curated record
AUGUCGGUGGGUGACGAGGAUGCGAAAAAAGACAUCGAAGCGAGCAGUGCGUCGCGUAAAUCUUCUUUUAAAGAAAAAAGAAAAUCGAGCGGACACAAGCAGAAAGCACACCUGUGCAUCCACCAAAAGAAGGCUGUUAAAGUCAGAGAACGCAUCGAGCGACGGCGAGACGAGCAGAAGGCGGUCGUGAAAAAGCGACAUCGAGAGGUAGAGCGCCGCGAUUUUUUCCUUCUGCCUGAGGAAUCGGGUCUGCGCUCUUUUCUCCCCUUCCGGGGAUUCGACAGUUGGGUCCUGACGCACGGAACGUCAACCCAAGGGGCAUGGCUUUCCAUCCGCAAGAGGCUUUGCUCGCGACCGCGAAGUCUCUGCGGCUGCGUUCUCACAGAAGAUGGGCUCAGAGCGAGGAGGAGCCUCUCGGGUGAAGCGUGA